GGAGAGCAGGGGCGGCUUCCGGGAUUUGGCGGGGGCCUUUGUCAGCUCCAGUCAGAGCUCGGGUCUCCUUGGUACCACUGCGAGUCUUUGGUUCUGGGAGGCCCAGGCGGAUUCGCGUUCUGAGAAUAAACGAGAGAUUUUGUUGCUCUGGGACGUGGAGGCACUGGGAGAUCCGUGGCUAAGACGCCAGGGCAUCCCGGAAGCUGGGAAAUGGGCCCUGUGUAGCCACCCUCCGUCCAGUCUUUUCCAGUUCCUGAGAUUCAGAACUGUCUGGGAUGACUCAAGAUGCCCACAGUGGUCAUGUGUCUUGGAGUGUUUAGUGACUGUCAGCCCCGUGUCAUCUCUUAGAGGACCGCCCAAGGGACUGGUGACAUUCAGGGAUGUGGCCAUAGAAUUCUCUUUGGAGGAGUGGAAACACCUGGAACCAGCUCAGAAGAAUUUGUACUGGGAUGUGAUGUUAGAGAACUACAGAAACCUGGUCUCUCUGGGUCUUACUAUCUCUAAGCCGGACCUGAUUACCUUUUUGGAGCAAAGGAAAGAGCCCUGGAAUGUGAAGAGUGCAGAGACAGUAGCCACCCAGCCAGAUAUAUUUUUGCAUCAUAACAAGGACCUGUUGACAGAGCACUGCACAGAGGCAUCAUUCCAAAAAGUGAUACUGAGGAGACAUGAGAGCUGUGAUCUUGAGAAUUUACAUAUAAGGAAAAGGUGGAAAAGGGAGGAGUGUAAAGGGCAUAGUGGGUGUUAUGAUGAGAAAACUUUUAAAUAUGAUCAAUUUGAUGAGUCCUCUAUUGAAAGUUUGUUUCACCAACAAAUACUUUCUUCUUGUGCCAAAAGCAAUAACUUUGAUCAAUAUAAGAUCUUUACUCAUUCAUCAUUGCUUAAUCAACAACAGGAAAUUGAUAUUUGGGGAAAACAUCACAUAUAUGAUAAACCUUCAGUGUUCUUUAGGCCGGUCUCUACUCUAAAUGGUUACCAAGAUAUUUUUAUUGGAGAGAAAAAUUAUCAGUGCAAUAAUUCUGAUAAAAUCUUGAACCAAAGAUCAAGCCCUAAAAAUCAUCAGGAAAAUUAUUUUCUAGAGAAACAAUACAAAUGUCAAGAAUUUGAGAAAGUCUUUCUUCAGAGUAUGCAUAUGCAAGAGAAGCAAGAAGAGUCUUACAAAUGUGAUAAAUGUGAAGUUUGUACCCAGUCAUUAAAACAUACUCAACAUCAGACCAUCCCUAUCAGAGAAGACUCACACAGAUGUAAUAAAUAUGAUAAAGACAAUCAUCAAAGUCAAUCAUCAAAUCUUAGAAAGCAGGUACUCCAUAACAAAGAGAAACCAUACAAAUGUGAAAAAUGUGGUGAUAGCUUUAACCAUAGUUUGUACCUUACUCAAAAUCAGAUCAUUCCUACCGAAGAGGAAGCUUAUAAAUGGAAAGAAUGUGGCAAAGUUUUUAACCUUAACUGUAGUUUAUACCUUACCAAACAUCAGCGAAUUCAUACUGGAGAAAACCUCUACAAAUGUAAAGCAUGUAGCAAAUCUUUUACUCGUUCCUCCAAUCUUAUUGUGCAUCAGAGAAUUCAUACAGGAGAGAAACCCUACAAAUGUAAAGAAUGUGGCAAAGCCUUUCGCUGUAGUUCAUACCUUACUAAACAUAAGCGAAUUCAUACUGGAGAGAAACCUUAUAAAUGUAAGGAAUGUGGCAAAGCUUUUAACCGUAGUUCAUGCCUUACUCAACAUCAGACAACUCAUACAGGAGAAAAACUUUACAAAUGUAAAGUAUGUAGCAAAUCUUAUGCUCGUUCUUCAAAUCUUAUUAUGCACCAGAGAGUUCAUACUGGAGAGAAGCCUUUUAAGUGUAAAGAAUGUGGCAAAGUCUUUAGCCGUAGUUCGUGCCUUACCCAACAUCGGAAAAUUCAUACUGGAGAAAAUCUUUACAAAUGUAAAGUAUGUGCCAAACCUUUUACUUGUUUCUCAAAUCUUAUUGUGCAUGAGAGAAUUCACACUGGAGAGAAACCCUAUAAAUGUAAAGAAUGUGGCAAAGCCUUUCCUUAUAGUUCACACCUUAUUCGGCAUCAUAGAACUCAUACUGGAGAAAAGCCGUACAAAUGUAAAGCAUGUAGCAAAUCUUUUAGUGACUCCUCAGGUCUUACUGUGCAUCGGAGAACUCAUACUGGAGAGAAACCCUAUACCUGUAAAGAAUGUGGCAAAGCCUUUAGUUAUAGUUCAGAUGUUGUUCAGCAUCAGAGAAUUCAUACUGGCCAGAGACCCUACAAAUGUGAAGAAUGUGGCAAAGCCUUUAACUAUAGGUCAUACCUCACUACACAUCGGAGAAGUCAUACUGGAGAGAGACCCUACAAAUGUGAGGUAUGUGGCAAAGCCUUUAACUCUAGGUCAUACCUCACUACCCAUCGGAGAAGUCAUACUGGAGAGAGACCCUACAAAUGUGAAGAAUGUGGCAAAGCCUUUAAUUAUAGGUCAUACCUCACUACACAUCAGAGAAGUCAUACUGGAGAGAGACCUUAUAAAUGUGAAGAAUGUGGCAAAGCCUUUAACUCUAGGUCAUACCUCACUGCACAUCAGAGAAGUCAUACUAGAGAAAAACUUUAAAAAUGUAAAACAUGGAGCAGAUUUUUUACUUGUUACCUAUGUCUUAUUGUGCAUCAGAUAAUAUAUAUGGGAGUGAAACCCUACAAGGGUUAAGAACGUGCAUAACCUUUAACCAUUUUUCAAGCCUUAGACAACAGCAGAGAAUAUAAACUGGAAAAAGGCCACACAGAUAUUAAAAAUGUGGCAAAUUAAACUGUGCUUAACCCUUACUCAAGGUAAUCCAUACCAGAGAAACAGUAUAGAUAUAAAAAUGUGAAAAGUUUUACUCAAAAUAUCAAAUAAUGAGUCACCUAGGGAUUCAUAGAAACAGUUUGCAGAUGUGAUAAAUGUGAGGAAGUAUUUAAUAAAAAAUGAACUCUAAAUAUGUCAGAAUUAACUCAAGAAAGGACUGAAGCACAGACACUUUCAGCCUUUACGCUAAAUAAGAGUAUUUUUUUAUACAGAAUAAAGGCAAAAUAAUUAGAUAAUUUAUUUGCUUAUAUGUUUUAAAGUAGCAAGAACAUUGAUAUUUUGACAGGUACAUUUCGUGGAUGCUUCAUUUGUAUUUACAGUAUUCAAGGUUUUUGGACAACAAAUAUUAUUUAUAUAAUUCAGCUCAAAUCCAUUGCUGCUUUUCCUUAAUCCAUGGUGUUCAUGUGAAAAUAUGUGUUGUUUUUUUUUUCUGCAUCAGAACAAUGUGAGAUCCUUCUACAGUAGGUGAACAUCAUUAUUCACAUUUUUCAUGGAAGUUUAAUGCCAAAUGUAAAACACAUGAAGAGAAUGUUUAAAAAUAUGCUCUUUGUGUUUGAAUAAAGUGGUAAUGGAUGUAAACAUA
Molecule: messenger RNA, 3404 nt
Organism: Callithrix jacchus (white-tufted-ear marmoset)
Lineage: Eukaryota; Metazoa; Chordata; Mammalia; Primates; Cebidae
Gene: ZNF267
Product: zinc finger protein 267
Biological process (GO): negative regulation of transcription by RNA polymerase II; regulation of cytokine production; regulation of immune system process
Cellular component (GO): nucleoplasm
Molecular function (GO): RNA polymerase II cis-regulatory region sequence-specific DNA binding; DNA-binding transcription repressor activity, RNA polymerase II-specific
Source: RefSeq, a predicted model, not a curated record